GAGAGAGAGAGAGAGAGAGAGAGAGAAACAGAGAGCGACGUGCAAGAAAAACAGAGCAAUGGAAGGGUUGACCCACAACGAAAAUAGUAAUGUUUCGAGCGAGGAUGGUGAUCAAUUCCCAAAGGGUUUAAGGGUUCUUGUGGUUGACGACGACAUCACCUGUCUCCACCUUCUGGAGAAGAUGCUUCAACGUUGCUCGUACCAAGUGACCAAGUGCCAGCGAGGAGAGGAUGCGCUGUCCAUGAUUCGAGAGAGGAAGGGCUGGUUCGAUAUUGUCUUGACCGAUGUUCACAUGCCUGGCAUGGAUGGAGUUCAGCUUCUCGCCGAGAUUGGUAACAUGGGGAUAACCUUGCCUGUAGUCUUGUUUUCAUGCGAUGCUGAAAAGGACACUGUCCUGAAAGGAGUGAACAGCGGGGCUUGCGACUUUCUAGUGAAGCCAAUUCAAAUCAGCACCCUCACGAUCCUAUGGCAACAUGUGCUACGGAGCAACCGAAGGUCAAGCAACAAUUCUAUUAAAGAAUUGGAGACACUGCAUGCCCUGACCACAUCUUCAUCUAUCGACACCCGUGCUCAGGCGGAGAAUGAGGAAGAAGAGAAUUCUAAAAGCUUGAAAAGGAGCAGCGAAGAUGAAGUCGAUCAUGGCCAGAGCCAAAGCAGGGUGAAGAAACCCCGCAUGGUAUGGACACCUGAGCUGAACCAGAUGUUCAUCAUGGCCGUCAACAGUCUCGGAAACGACGAUGCCAAACCCAAGAAAAUAUUGCAGAUUAUGAGGAAAAUGGCUGGUGUUCCUCAUCUCACUAGGCAAAAUGUCUCCAGCCACCUUCAGAAAUACCGCACGGGCUCUAAGAAGAUAGGGGAAGCCUCGGAGCAUCAAAGUGCACAUUCUUCUCUCCUUGACAGCCCUGGCUUUGCCAAUCCGGCUCAUUCCGCUCCACCGUCAUCAUCAUUAAUCGGGUACCAAAUGGGGCUCCAAUCACAACCGAUUGCCCCGUUGCAGCAGCCGAACCCAAUCCAAAGCUGCGGUCGCCAACAGCAAAUGACUGAAUCGGGUCAAUGCCGAUCGUAUGCUCAUGAGCCAUUCGUUGGGUUCACCUCGCCAAUGAAUAACAGCACACACCCUCCUCAUGAUCAAACGUAUUUAACUCAGAAUAUCUUUGACGAUCUUGGCUUUUGGGAAGACGGUGCCUUUCUUGACAGCUACAUCCAUGACAUCGGCGCCAUGUAGAACCUAAAGAUUAAUCUUCCUGCAGCGGCAUAUUUCUGUUGAUAAUCUGCACAGAUGAGCUUGACUCUGUUAUUUUGUACUGUUAUUGAAACGAUGGCUAACUAUAAAUAUUUAAUUAAAACCG
Rhodamnia argentea is the source of this 1349-nucleotide messenger RNA. RefSeq names its product two-component response regulator ARR14-like. The record is from RefSeq and is a predicted model, not a curated record. Gene Ontology annotation, biological process: phosphorelay signal transduction system; cytokinin-activated signaling pathway. NCBI's taxonomy places the organism in Eukaryota, Viridiplantae, Streptophyta, Magnoliopsida, Myrtales, Myrtaceae. The coding region runs from base 59 to 1225 and encodes 388 amino acids. Gene Ontology annotation, molecular function: DNA binding. The transcript is spliced from 6 exons.